GGUCAUUAACAUCUGGAGCAGAGAGGACAACAGUCCUGUUUACACAUUGUUAAUCACAGAGAGGAGCUUAUGACCAGUGAAAGGAAAGAGGGGGACGGAAGUGAGAGUUAAAGACAGAUGAACAUUCAUCAUUUGAACUAUGCAGAGAGCUGAAAUAAGGAAUGGACUGAAUGGAAUAGGUUAAGAAUAUUCCAAAUUUUUUUUUGAACUGGACACGUUGCAGUCAUCACUGUCAUGUCGGACAGCACCGGGGGCUGACUGGGCAAUUGGACACCAAAUCAAGAAUACAGGCUUUCUUGUGCACUGCAGGAGCUGAGUGAAAUGACACCCAUAAAAGGGAAUUUUGCUGGGAUUCUUGUAAUAACAUUAAGCUUUUUUAUCCAGUCUUCAUCUUCAUAUAACCCCCACAGAGCAGAACCAUCAUCAUCAAAGAAGCUUCAGUAUCUCCUCCAGCCUCCUGUGCAGGUAGAGGUGGCUGGCCGAAGGGGAGAUAACGUUACGCUGCCAUGCAUCCUCCGAAUCAAACCAAAACAUUACAAGAUAAAAUGGACAAAGCUGGACCCUGAGCAUUUAGGGCAACAGAAUAUAAUAAUGAUAUCAAAUGCAAAUGCUUUUAAGCCAUAUGGGCCUGUUGGACGGAGGGCUUCUCUGCUGAGGGCUCACACCAUGGACGCCUCCCUGCUGCUCAGCCAUCUUGAGCUGGGAGAUGAUGGCAGGUAUCAGUGUGAGCUGAUAAAUGGCAUUGAGGAUGAGAACAUUGUGGUCACUUUGAGGAUUGAAGGUGUGGUUUUCCCAUAUCAAAGUAAGCGUGGGCGCUACAAAUUCAACUUCCAUGAAGCCAAGCUGGCUUGUGCUGAGCAAGAUGGCACGCUAGCAUCCUACAACCAGCUUUACAGAGCUUGGACGGAGGGGUUGGACUGGUGCAAUGCAGGUUGGAUUCAUGAUGGAACAGUUCAUUAUCCAAUCGUUCAUCCUCGACCCGUCUGUGGAGGAAACUUGCCAGCAGGCAUUCGCAGUUAUGGGCCAAAAAAUAAGAACCAUGAUGGGUUUGAUGCUUUCUGCUUCACAUCCCAGAUACCUGGCUCUGUAUUCUACAUAACCGGAUCUUUCUCCUAUGAUCAGGCAGUUUACGCCUGCAAACGUCAGGGAUCAGAGUUGGCUUUGGUCGGCCAGCUUUAUGCCGCCUGGCGUUUCCAGAAAUAUGACCAGUGCAAUGGUGGCUGGCUGAAAGAUGGCAGCGUACGCUUUCCCAUCGUCAGCCCAAGGAAACGCUGUGGAGGCGUCCCAGAAGCAGGGGUCCGCACAUUUGGAUUCCCCAGCAAAACAAGUCACCUUUAUGGAGCAUAUUGUUACAGAUAACCCAUGUUAUUAAAGACAAAAUCAGUGUAAGAAGAACUUGGCAUCCAAGCUUGAAAAUGGUGGCAACAAUGAAGUUAACUUUAAAGGUGAUAGUAGCUGUUGAGAUCAGUGGUGUAAUAAGAAAAGUAGGAAAUGAAACAUUUAACAGUACAGAUGAACAAUCAACUCAGCUUAUAACAACUUCUUGUCUGAUGGGGAAACCAGCUGGUGAUUCCAUGUAACGUUUCUGUCUUCCUUCCUGUGAGCUUAUUAAAGGCUCGAUAAACUUACAGCAUACAACAACAACUGUUAAUCAGUUAGCCUUAGAAUUACUUCUAAUUAAGGUCACAAGCUUUUUGGUGUUGGUCACAAAAAAUAUGUUUGAAUUAUUUCAAUAUUUAACAGGAUUUUGUACAACUCUCUAAGUAAAAAAAUUGGAUUACAUUCAGGAUAACAUUCAACAUAUUUAUCUGACUUGGUGUGAACCCUUGCAUUAGUUUUGGCAGGUUCAUGCAUUUGUGUAUGAUUUUUUCAAGUAAUACGAAAAACGGUUUAACUUGAUCAGGGUGUCAUUUCGUGCACCAAAGUUCUCAGUCAAGACAAGAUAAAGUUCACAGUAUGUCACAAAUGGCUGACUGGCAUCAUCUGGUGGUAACAUUCUUCACUGUAAUUGGAUCAAACUAUGUAACUGUCAAAUUCACAUUCAUCCAGGUGCAAAGAGCAGGAACUAAACUCUGACUUGACUAACAUGUCUUGGGAACUCUUCUAAAUGCUGCAGAUUAAUUAUGAACAUUUAUAGUAAUUUGUUAAGCAGAAAUUCACAUUACUUUAGAGAGAGAAAAAAAGUUUCACUUGCAAAACCAGUUGGUUUCAAAUGAGAUUAAACACAGUUUCAAUGUAAUCCCUCUGUUGUUUCUGCAUUCAAAUGUGACAGUAAUGUAUGAUUUGUGACAUCUAAAGACUUCUUCAUUAAUCCAUUCAAGAAAAACAAUUUUAUCUCAUUCUAUAUUAAUAGACAAUAAAGUCUUUGUUGCUUGGUGAUAAA
Xiphophorus hellerii (green swordtail) is the source of this 2383-nucleotide messenger RNA. It is a transcript of the gene hapln2, whose product is annotated as hyaluronan and proteoglycan link protein 2. Gene Ontology annotation, cellular component: perineuronal net; synapse. The record is from RefSeq and is a predicted model, not a curated record. Gene Ontology annotation, biological process: skeletal system development; positive regulation of neuroblast proliferation; central nervous system development. The transcript is spliced from 6 exons. Gene Ontology annotation, molecular function: hyaluronic acid binding. Bases 322 to 1359 code for a protein of 345 amino acids. NCBI's taxonomy places the organism in Eukaryota, Metazoa, Chordata, Actinopteri, Cyprinodontiformes, Poeciliidae.